Messenger RNA from Physella acuta, 2407 nucleotides. RefSeq lists its product as uncharacterized. Lineage: Eukaryota; Metazoa; Mollusca; Gastropoda; Physidae. The record is from RefSeq and is a predicted model, not a curated record.
UGUGUAUAUUUUCCCGUCACUUAUCUUAACACAGCUUUAAAAAAUUUGAACACAAUAUUUCAAGCAGCCAUUCCGUGUACCUGGUUCAUAUUGGAUUGUGUAUCCUAUUUCUAACCAGCCUUUAUUACUCGAUAAUUGCACACCUCGUUCACAAGCCACGCCUGUGACGUCACGCCUAGGUAGUCGACGCCACACACCUUCACAGAGACAAGCCGGGAAACUGAAUUUCAAAAUGGGAUCCGCAAGACAACUGUUGCUGUCUUUGUUGUUUUUUAGCUGUGUUUCAGCAUUAUUGGCAGAGGACACAGAUGCACCAUUGAGUGUUAGCUUCCUUGACAGCUCAACUAGAGAGGUCCGCCUGGAUUCUCCUUUAACUUUCACAUGUAACAUAAAUAGGGACAUGCUGUUUGUAGUUCAGAAUGAAGUCAACAUGGUGAUGAAACCAGUACAUGGGGAAGCAAUAACCUUGUCCACCAGCGCUCGGCUGGUGAAUGGAGAGCCAGAUUUUUACAAAAUUACAAUAGUAAAUUCGCCAUCCGGACAUAUACAGAUAAAAUUUGAUAUUCUAAAAGUGAGAGACAUAAACGAUGGCAAGCUCAUCUGUCGUGUCAAUUCUACAAAAAAAGUUGUUGAAGCAGAAGUGGAUAUUGUCGUUCUAAGACCAAUAGAAAACUUCAAACUAAAGGUGAAGGAAGUAGAACUCAAACGUUCAACUACAGAACCAUUGGCACUGGAUUUAGGCCGUCUGGUAGUAACCUGCACUGCAGAGGGAAGCAACCCUAAAACUGAAGAUGUUAAAAUCCUUUUCCAUGGGGAAAAAAUAACUGCAACAUCUGAUUACAUUGAGAUGGGAGGCUUGGUUAGAAAAUGGAGAACAUUUUUGAACGCCACAAUACAAUUAGACUCAGAAAGUUCAGGGAAAACUGUGGAAUGUGUGGCAGUACCAAAGAUUGGGUCACGUCUUGACAUUGCUGUACCAAUUAAAAUAAAUAUCUUUGAGCCUAAUGUCAACUGCUUUCCUGCACAAGCCAGUUUGGGUCAGUCCAACACAGAGCUCAAGUGUGUUGUUCAACAUAUCGGACCCAAAGUUAGGAGUUACAGAUACGAGUUAGGGUUUGGUGACUCGGCCAGAAAGUUGCCUGAACCAACAUUAAAGGAAAUUAAUGACACAGUGACAGAAGUCACUACAGUUUUAGAGCAAGUUGACAGUGACCAUUUUAAAGGAAGUAUUUACCUCAUCAUGACACACAUAGAUGACCAUGUAUCAAAGGAGAAAGUAGAGUUGAUCUUCUCACCAGAUGACUCAGCUAACUCACCUAAUCCAUUGAGUAGACCAGAAACAGGGAAGUCCAGAGAUGAGAAUGGUGAAAACAAAUCAAGCCAGGUGCAAAUUUCUUUAGUUAGUUUGGUGUUGCUUCUCAUUGGUUCUCUUCUCUUAUAAGCUUGCUUUGUUAGUACCCAUAGUUCAAAUUACUUAAAUUUUGUUUCUGGGUACCCAUAGUUCAAAUUACUUAAAUUUUGUUUCUGGGUACCCAUAGUUCAAUUCAAAUUACUUAAAUUUUGUUUCUUAGUACCCAUAGUUCAAAUUGCUUAUAUUUUGUUUGAAACUGGAAAGCAAAAGCAUUUUAUUUAUACAGAUCCAAUUAAAAUCUUGGAUCUGCCAAUGAUUAUAAUUUCUUAUGGUAGCAUGAUAGGAGGCAGUUUCUUUAUGUUGAUGCUUAUUGGUGCUAUGCACUAACGACAUUCCAAAGCUGCAGUAAUAAAUUAGGUGUAGUUUAAAAUAAGCUGUAUUCAGUUGUAAUAUAAUUGGAAAGUAUAGGCCAAUUUUUUGAAGUUAGUAUAGCACUUUAAAGUUGUACUUCCUUAAUUUUAAUUAGUUUGGUUAGUGAGUUGUCAAGAAACAUCCACAUAAUGGAUAGCUGUAAAUCUUCUGAAUAAGGUAUUUGAAUUAUUAUGUAAACAUGUUCUGUUUAGUGUGUGUGUGUGAGUGAUGAAAAUGAAGGCAUUAGUACUUAGCUUAUACAUUUGUUGCAACUGCAAUAUUGCUUGCUGUAUGUAAAAUUUUCUAUGCAAAAUUGUGUGAGUUGAAUAUAUGAGAUAGUUUGUGACUUUGUACUGUCUUUUUACACCAUUUGUUUGCCAGAAAUCUAGUUAAUACAGUGAAAUGGUUCCCUGUAUAAUGCUCUUUAGAUUUUCUAUUAUUGUACAAAUCCUUGACAUGUAAUUUUGUUUUUUUUCACUCGCCAUUGUUUAGUUGUGUCUAAUGUAAAUUUCAAUUUUGACUUGAUUGGGCACUAAUGUAUGCAUAUCAUGGUAUAUUUUACAAGUAUAACAAGUAUGUGUUGAAAUCAUUUCAAGUAUUACAUUAUGGCUUUUACUACUAGUUAAUAAAUCUGAUUUGUCUUAA